Messenger RNA from Penicillium salamii, 1797 nucleotides. NCBI's taxonomy places the organism in Eukaryota, Fungi, Ascomycota, Eurotiomycetes, Eurotiales, Aspergillaceae. The record is from the annotation of a GenBank genome assembly.
AUGGUCCAGGUUGACAAAUCAGAACGUGCCGAAUCGCCCUUCUGGGCCGGCCGAAGUGUGUCUCUUAACCAAGGAACCUCGAAGAUAUAUGGGCCAAACACCGUUGUUGGCGCUUCAUAUUCGCAUGCAAGUCUUGUGCAACCUCCGACCUCCCACGCCCGACCCAGGACACCUACAAGGUCAUCUUCUGCGAUUUCCACGGCGCAUUUGGGUCGCCGAUCGGGAAAUUCAAUAGCAUCGCCUCCCCGACAACCAUAUCCCGGAAUCAUGACUGACGGGGCCGACGAGUGGAGCCGCGACCCCGCGGAAGAGGACGACGAUGAUGACGAUGAUGAGAUUGUAUAUGAUGAUGACGAAGAUGAAUUCGGACUUCCAAGUCUUGCCAGCAUGAGAAGAAAAAAGUCCGCGCCAUUGAAGCCCAAAGCUGCCAAUUCCAGCGGCGGGGCAGGAAGCUUCUCUACAUUGGGAUAUGGUUUGUCCGCCAGCAACAGACAACGAGCGGAUAGCGCAGACAUCGCCGAGGAGCGCGGCGCCCCUAUGUACCCGACUGCUCGAAAGGGGGAGGGCAAGAUCCUUCGACCCCAAUAUAAAGAUAUUCUGCAAGAUCCCGCGAAUGCUUUGAACCUCAUCAACCACUCACCUCCUCCCACAGAUGCUUCUCCAAAGGAGAGAGACAUUCACUCCAGUCGCAUCACUCGAAUCAACAAAUUCAAGCGCAUUCUGCAGGCCAGCACAGUAUCACCUACCGAGUUGCGGGAUCUUGCUUGGUCAGGUGUUCCGGAAGAAGUGCGACCAAUGACCUGGCAACUUCUUCUAGGAUACCUUCCUACUAACAGCGAGCGACGCAUCUCCACCCUGGAGCGAAAGCGCAAGGAAUAUUUAGACGGAGUUCGACAGGCCUUUGAGCGGGGUAGCGGCGUAAACUCUGCUAAUCCCCCAGCUUCAACCAAGGGCCGUGGCAGAGGACUGGAUGAAGCAGUUUGGCAUCAGAUCAGUAUUGAUGUUCCACGUACCAGCCCCCACAUUCCGUUAUAUGGAUAUGAGGCUACUCAACGAUCUUUGGAACGUAUUCUAUAUGUGUGGGCUAUCCGGCACCCUGCUAGUGGUUAUGUCCAGGGCAUCAAUGACCUAGUGACGCCAUUCUUUCAGGUGUUCCUGGGCGUCUAUAUCACUGAUCUGAAUGUCGAAGAAGGCAUGGAUCCAGGCCAGUUGCCCCGCAGUGUGUUGGAUGCAGUGGAAGCCGAUACUUUCUGGUGUCUCACAAAGUUAUUGGAUGGCAUCCAGGACAACUACAUUUAUGCCCAGCCGGGAAUCCACCGACAGGUCAGGGCGCUUCGUGAUUUAACAAUGCGCAUUGAUUCGGCCCUGGCAAAGCAUCUGGAACAUGAAGGCGUGGAGUUUAUGCAAUUUAGUUUCCGGUGGAUGAACUGCCUGCUCAUGCGGGAAAUGAGCAUUAAGAACACGAUACGCAUGUGGGAUACUUACAUGGUACGUCUUGUUCUCCUCAUCGUCCGAACUUAUAUUGAUUGUCACAUCCAGGCCGAGGAGCAGGGCUUCUCCCGGUUUCACCUUUACGUUUGCGCUGCAUUUUUGGUCAAGUGGACCGAUCAGUUGCUUAAGAUGGAUUUCCAGGAGGUCAUGAUGUUCCUCCAGGCAUUGCCUACGAAGGGUUGGACAGAGAAAGACAUUGAGCUUCUACUGAGCGAAGCCUUCAUAUGGCAAAGUCUGUUCCAAGACUCGCGUGCCCACCUCCGGUCCGCUGGCGAUGAACCUCCUGAAAAUGGUAUCUUUUAUUGA